AUGAUUCAUCCAUACGCCCUUCUGCUGGGAGGGCUGCUCACAUCGUCGGCAGUGCUGGGGGGCCACCUACCCGCUGCGGUGCUGCUUGCAUGGAUAUUGCUUCUACGUGACCCUCGGGGGCCAACGCCACCAACAGUUCUGUUGAUAACUGUACUGUUUGCUUUGCUGCAACUCGUCGCCACAUUGGUGAUAAAUCUAGCCGCUAGAUUUUCACAGAAGGCUUGGGAUGCUACAUUUGGAGAGCACCGCGUCAUAGUCGAAUCGAUCGGCAUCUACGAAGUGGGAGACGGUACCAAUGGGUUGAUUGUAGCGGGAGCUUGCGUCCCCUCUGGACUGCUACUUUUGUAUGUCCUCCUCGCCUGGAAGAAACUGACACGCCGUAACCCCAUGAAGCGGAUGCGCCCACUCUUAACAACAAUGGGAUGGGCCCUCACGAGUGUUGCCGCGGCAUUAGUGGCACCUACAGUAUUAGGUGGAGUGCUGCUGGUAAUCGGAAUGAUUGCGUUCUUGUGCGUCACAUGGGUGGGGGAUCGACUGUUCUUCGGGGCAGUUGGGCCUCGCCGUGGCCGGCUGCGGCUCUUCGUCCUGUACCUCACCUCUUUGAGCGGAGUUAUAUUUGGCUGCCUUAUCUUGGUCACCACAUGUGUUUCUCAGAAUGCUUUUGUCGCCCACGCGCUGCGUGACGUGGACACCAUGUACGGUGUGUCUAGACUGUACGAACUGCAAGUGAACAUCGCCGUCCGCCGCUUUAUACAGGUUUGCUUGAUGAUGACCACCCUCUGCCUUGCGCAGAUGGCUAUGGUUUGCCAUUGGGAGUGCUUGCAGUGGAACAGGACAAAUGUUCCCUUCCUCCAGGAGACGGUACCAGGUGCCCUUAGCAACAGUAGUCGUUCCUCUACAGAGGUGGUAUUUAAUGAUGGAAAUGCCGCAUUGGCUGAUGCUCCUAAUAACAAUACGGAUGCCGUUGACAAUGCCGUGCAAAACAGAAGCUCUGGAGCGAGAAGGAUACCGGGAAACAGGAGUGCCGCUUCCGGCGCGAACUCCUGUGAGCAAUUGCCGCCUCCCAUGGGGUUUGCUGGUGCAUCGAUAAUGCGUGGUUUUCUUGCCUGCUCACGCCUGGUGCCACUGAUUUUGAUGGCUACCAACAUGAUUGCCUUUCCCACCGUUGCCUCGCUGUGCAUGCUGCCCACAAUGAUGGCUGGGCAGUUGAUGCACCGGCGUUCCUUUGGGCAUCUGCUCCGCCCCACGUUAGCACUCUCGUUUCUUGUCGUGUCACUGCAGUAUGUCGUAUUUGUCACGGAGGUGGUGCAGCCAGAUAUCAUGCUGCGUCUAUUCUUCAGUGACGCGAACAUUUGGGCACGCUUGGCGCAGUUGAUAUGCGGCGAACUGCUGUUUCUUGCAAUGAUCACAGCCGAUAUUGCGUUUCGCUAUCGGGCGUACUUUGCGCCACCACACCCCGUUUGCACGCACGCACCGCUCAUCCCAUUGCCAGCACAACCACCAUCAACAACAACAACAACAACACCACGAUUGUCGUCAUCCUCACCGCCGCACGAAACUUCCAAUGGAGUGUCGUUGGAAGAGCACAACAACCAGAAUGAGAACGGCAAUGCUGGUAGCAACAACAACAACAACGAAGCUGUAUCGGAGCAUGACGAGAUGCUGGGUUCUGCGAAGCAAGUAUUGGGUGAGGAGCGUGUGGCAGAGCUGCUUGCGUAUGUUCCCCCUGGCCCUCUCGACAGUCAAGGGGCGUUUGAAGAGCUCUUCUACCGCCUCACUGGGCGGUACCCUACCGCAGAGGAAAGUGAAUCUCUCUGUAAGGAUAAGAUUGGUGAUUCCCUCUUACUGGAGAAGAUGCAUGAGUCGAAACAACCGCUACUGCUACACUAUGCCCACUGGGCGAAGAUCUUGUUCAGGCAACAAGCUGUUCUCGUGGUGCUACUGAUGCUCUUCGUCGCAGGCUCCUUUAUCUACUAUAUGGAUAUCAUCCAUGCAAUUGUGUUGGUUCUGUUUGCCGUGUACAUUUUAGUUCCCGGUAUUAUAGACGACAAAUGGGUGAUUGUGGUGUUGGGUCUUAUCCUUUUGGCUUCAUUUGAGCUUGUGUUCACCUUCGCCAGUGAGUUCUUUUCACUGCCCAUAUACGUUGGUGAUGGGCCGCUUGAGUAUGCCACUAUUGGAUUUGUCCCACGGCGUGCACGCUAUGAGAGCAUUCCGUCUGUUGUGGCUGUUUUUGUUGUGGCAUUUCUGUAUCUGAAUGCCCGCCCGUGCAGGUCAUGGGGAGUGGUUGUCUCGCUGCAUGAAUGGGAACGCUUCUGCGGCUCCACCGCCGCCCGUCAAUGGUCAAUGCGCAUCACCAUGACAAUCGCCACCACUGUUUUCGUAGCGUUUGGUGUGUUUUUGCGCGCCUCACUCAUUGUGGAGGGGUUUCUUGGGCUCUUUCUUGUCCUUGCCAUCGCGACGGCAUUCCUCGGCGUGACAAACUCGCUGCUUGGCGCACUGUGGUGCCUCGCGUGUGUCUACAGCGGAAUCGUUGUGUGGGCCACCACCUUGUGCCAGUUCACACAGUUCACCGAAGUGCUGCAGGAGUACGUCUUCGAGCCCCUCUGCGGCGACAGCAGCAGCCAGUGCCGGCGGGAGACAGGACUGUACCGGACGGAUGAAGACAUGCUCCUGACAUUCUUUCUCGCUCCGUGGUUCCUUGCCCUCGCAACGACAAUAUCGCAUCUCGCCACAAAGAGCGUCAGAAAUGUGAAGCCCCGGUGGGUGGAUACCGAUGGGGAAAGAGGGAGCGUGGUGGAGAACAUGAACAGAAGCAGUGGCGCCGACGCAGCACUGCCGUCGCUUGCCAGCAACGACCAACGUUUCCUUCGGCACUUCGUGAAGCUUCUGGCGGUGAUGGACACGCUUUCUGACUGGGCCACUUCGUUCAGCGCUGAUUACGGUGAUGUGGUGGUGUGGGUGGCACUCUUUGUCGCCGCGACGCAUCGCUACACCGCCAUGAGUGCUGUCUACAUACUAUUCUUCUUCCUAGACUUCACGCAUGUCUCUGUAUUAAUUUACUGCGUUCUGCACAUACUCGUUGUGUACACGUACAAGUUUUCAUUUGUGCCAGAGAUCACCUACCAGUUUCGUGGCGUGUCUCUGGCAAAGUUUAUUGGGCUGGAAAAAGAAGCUGACACGUUGGUAUUUGACCAGGUGAUUGGGCCCGUCUUGGUCUUCUUCGCGGUUUUGCUUCGUAUUCAUAAUCGUGGAGCAAACAAAGAGAUACGACGCCGACAACGCACUGAGGGACCAGAGAGCAGCAACUGGAGAAGUGUUCUCUGCACGCAGGUUUUUUUUUACGUCGGGUAUGAGGCUUUUCUCUUGACACUCUUAAUUGUUCUGGCCCUCAGUGGUGAUUCAUGUGUGGGGGUUGUGGUGGCGUUGGCGCUGGUAUUGCUCCUAAUGGGGGGAAGGCAUCGCUUUCACCAUGCUAUGCGUUCCUUNGUGCUGUUGGUGCUGGUCACCAUCUCACUUAUCUGGUUAUACGCACUGGAGUUCAACGUGGUGCAAAACGUGUUCCCGGUUGUCGAGGAGGUUCUCAAAGAGAGCGAUGAUGAGAACAAGUGGGCCCAUUGGGUCUUUGCGACGCAUUGGGACGCUCUCAUUGGCUGUUUUAUAGGGAUUAUGCUGCUGCACACGAACCGACAGCAGGCAGCCGAUACGAAUGUUUCCUUCGCGGUCAUACGCGCAGAAUUCGGCGGGCACUCAACGCUGGUUGACUACAUCCGGGCAGCACGCGUCAAAUCGCUGCGACGGCUGUCACAGGAGGAAUUCGAGCGAGCCGUUCCACAGUUUAACGAGACGUUGCCGCGGAGCGUCCUUGGACGUAUCACCACCUUUAUGAUCUUUGUGGUGACGUACACGUACCCUGUUCCCCUAUUUUCCUUUGCUGCCGGUGUAUCCUCGCAGCCUUCCCUCAUCAAUCUUGUUCUGUUGGUUGCUGCCGUGUUGCAGGUGGCGCUGUUUGAGGAGUUGCACUGGCGCUUCUUCCACCUGUGGCUACCCAUCGCAGGGAUGUACACCGCCCUUGUAUGUCUGCCGUCCAUCUGCAACACCCCGUACGUGCGGCAGUUCCUUAGGGACCAACGGACUCUCAGCGGGGUGAUCGGCGUCGCGCAGGCGGGGCACAUUUUCGAGUUGGGUCCGCUACAUGUGUUACUGCUCUUCUUUGUGGCGCUGCAGACGCGCAUCUUCAGCGACUUCCGCUACGUGAAGAUGGUGCGGCGCCUGUACCGCCACACUGCCAGACUGCAGGUGAAGCACGAUGAGCUGUGGGCCUGGAUCCGGGCGAAGGAGGAGUCAGAGGAGCAGUUGGCGGUGGCGCGGAGCCGUGCCCUUCACGCAAAGCUGGAUGAGAUUCGCUGCAUCAAAAACUGCGCCGAAGGCACGUGGGACCCAGAAGAGAUCUUAAUAGACACCACUCCCAGUGCUGUUGUUUCGGCUCCGGCUUCGGCUUCUGACUUUGGGCACCCCACCCACAUCAAGCGACGCGCGGACACGGCAGGCUUGGGAGCCUCAGGACAACAUAAGCAAUACCAGGAGAUGGCUAAUGACAGCGGCGGGGAAACCUGCACUCCGCCAAGCAGCGUUCCCACGCGUACGCAGCGUUUCAUGACCCUUGUGCGGCGUGCCUCGCUGAGUGUGUGGUCUUCCAUCAUAAAGUACGCAACAAAGAUGGCCGACUGGCUCGCAGCCCACACGUAUAAGCCGGAUAACAACACCGCCGCACACUAUAGGAACCUUGGCACACGUCUCAUUGGGGUGACUAUUCGAGCUGUGGAGCGGCACACGUCUCUUCUGGCACUCUUGGUAACAAUGAUCAACUUUAUGCUUACGCGUUGCGCGUGGGAUAUGGUGCCGUUCUGCUUCAUCCUUGUGGUUGCAAACACAUGUGGACCCUUCGCCCCGCGUUAUAUGUUUGCCAUAACCUCAUACUACGUGGCUUUGGGCAUAUUGUUAAAAGCAGUUCUUGGCAUUAUUGUAUCUCAGGUUGCAUACUCACCUCGUUUGUUUGAUUUUGUGUCAUGGACUUUCCUCGAUGUGAAGGCGGAUGUGUACUGGAAGCACAGCAUCGGGUAUUCGUAUGUCAUGACGGACUUCAUUGUGUUUGCGGUACUCUACAUGCAUCAGGAAAUUUCUCUGUACAACGGCGUGUACAGUCCGAAGGAUAUUCUGGAAAGCCGAGGGAUGCUUCAGCCCCCCACACCCACACCCACACAACCCGUCGUAGAUGAUGCCACUGUAGGUGUUGCUGUGGAUGUUGUUUCUCAUCCUCGCGUUUCCAGUUCACCCACUUCCAAUCCUUUGGAAGGUACUGAUGAUAUUGUUGAUUCUGAAGCAACAGCGGCAGGAGAGGAAGGUCAGCAGAUGGUAGCGCGUGGCGCAGGUGAUUCAUCUAGUCCCCCUUUAAACAUCCCGAGUCACUUCUCAACGAUGCGUCGGAAGACCCACAAGGCUGUAGUUCUGUUCGUGCGCAACGCCAUUAGGACCCCUGGUGUCGGUCGUGACUGGUAUAUAUACUACUUGACGGUUGAUGCCAUCGCUUUGGUGACAUUUGUGGUUGGAUACAACAAGAUGUCCGGAGGGACGGAGGCCAACAUUCAACAGAGCUUGGAGCGGAACCUGUUACCCGGUCCGUUGGUGAUGGUGGUGCUCUUCUCCAUUCUCCUUAUGAUCGCCGACAGAAUGCUGUAUGUUGCACGGCACAUGCCAGGGAAGCUUGUGCUGAACACCCUGUGUGGUAUUGCGUACAGUGUGUGCUUUCUCGUGUGGGGCAAUCUCGUGGUGGUGGAGUCUCGUGCGGUGGGGAACCUGUACUUUGUUCUCAAAAUUCUCGCGCUGACUAUUUCGGUGCUACAGGUACGCGUUGGUUUCCCGCGGCACCGCCGGCAUGACCCCUUCACGUGCACCCGCGGCCGCUCCACCGUUGCACAGCUUGGUUACCAGCUGUACCGCGCUGUGCCGUUCCUCUGGGAGGUGCGCGUCGUGACAGACUGGACGGUGGAGCGCACGGCUCUGAGUCUCAGCAGCUACCUGAAGAUUGAGGACCUCUACGACAUCGUUUUCGGCCGUCAGUCGGACAUCGGCGACACAAGGAAACCGAGGCCGGUGGUGGGGUCCGCGGUUGGCUGGACUUCGAAGCUGAGCGACGGGGUUGCAUGCCUCGCCGUCUUCGUGGUCGUGCUGGUCGCACCGCUGCUCUACUAUUCCACCUUCAACCCAUCGAUGCAGAUCAAUAAUGUCACAGAGUUGCGCGUUGGUCUCUCCAUAAUGUCAUCGCAGCGAUACUACACGUCGACCGUGUUUAAGGCCUCGACGUACCCCGCCGACUGGGCACUGUGGUUGGCACGCACCCGCCCUUCACUCGCUCAGGAGGGAUUAUUGGACCCCAAUAAGGCGCUGCAGUUGCUGGAAUUGAGUUCAUGCAGCAAUGACCUCUGGCCAAUCAGCCCGCAAGCUUUCCGGCAACUGCAGGAUCAGCUCCAAGAAGUUGCGGAAAACAAAACAAAAAUGUACAUGUAUCAGUCGUUGGAGUUCUCGCACUUCGAUUCGGCGGAUUCUGUUACACGUACAAGUAAGUGGAACAUUCCGUGGCAGACUGCUGAUGGAAUUUUACAAAUGAUGAACGCGGAGACUGUGAACGAGACGGAGUUUGUGCUUCUGCAGAACUUUUACACCCCUUUCCUAUUCAGCCGAGAGCAAACCGUUGAUGAGUAUGAUUUUUCGAAGGGGUUGAAUGGAAUGGACUGCAGCCUCCAGCUACGACGAGAGGUUGACCCUGUGUUGAAUAACUCCGUCCGCUACUGGUGUCUCAAGUGUCAGUCACUCUUUACAGGUGGAAACAUCCCUGGCGAGGAUGUGGCACUGUUCCCAGAGUGGGAUUGCCUCUCAAAGGGGGAGGGGUGCAGCAAUUUUGACUUUGAACGACACAACGGGGACACGAACUACAACCCAGUCACCAUGUACUAUGUGGUGCUUUCUGAUCCUUCCGCCAGUGGGGUCUCCUUUCUGCAAGGGAUCGGGAUCGUUGCGCUUUACACAACAUUUGUCCUUGCCGUGGGCCAUUUUUUCCGCGGGAUUUUUGCGGAGAAGGCGAAGCACAUCAUUCUCACCGACAUGGCUGAUCCCACACCGGUUGCACAGUUGAUUGAAUACAUCGGCAUCGCGCGGGAGUGCGGCGACUUGCGGCUUGAACAAUCCGUGUACUUUGAGCUCGUUGAUUUGCUGCGAUCACCCGAGCGGCUACUGCGCCUGACGGGAUAUAGCCGGAAAAUGUACGCCACAGACACCACGCCGCCGCCACCACCACCACCACCACCACCAUCGCAGCAACAACAGCAGCAGCAGCAGGAGAAAGAACAGGGGCACCCAGCAGGGUCUCGUCUUGGCGAAGACGAGGGCGCUUCUUCGCAACGUAAUGACGCGCCACAAGGGCCGCCCACUGACCACCCGAAGGGUGAAUAA
Trypanosoma grayi is the source of this 7506-nucleotide messenger RNA. RefSeq lists its product as hypothetical. Gene Ontology annotation, molecular function: mechanosensitive monoatomic ion channel activity; monoatomic cation channel activity. Lineage: Eukaryota; Euglenozoa; Kinetoplastea; Trypanosomatida; Trypanosomatidae. Gene Ontology annotation, biological process: cellular response to mechanical stimulus; regulation of membrane potential; detection of mechanical stimulus. Bases 1 to 7506 code for a protein of 2501 amino acids. The transcript has a single exon. The record is from RefSeq and is a predicted model, not a curated record. Gene Ontology annotation, cellular component: membrane.